AUGGUAACAGGUGGAAAUACAGUUUUUGAGUUAGGAGUAUUGCGCAUUUGCGGACUGGAGGUGACUACAGGAAAAGUGUCAAGAGUAGAGGCAAUGAAUGGCUCCACAGUGCUGUUACCAUGUAACUAUUCCUCCUGCAUUGGCAUUUACAAUCUCUACUUCAGCUGGCAUUAUAACGACAAUGGAACGAUGAUCAAGUUAUGUGAUGGUGUGGUUCCCAGCGAAGGUGUUGAACCCAAGGUCAAAGUAGAACACAAGCGAGUAGAGUUCGUGGGCUCUUCGAAGAGCCGUGAUAUAUCCAUUCUGCUGUGGAACAUCACAUUUGAAGACGAUGGAGAAUACACUUGUUUCGCGAAAAACCCUAAGGAAAAGGGCCGCAACCACAGCACUAUCUUCACUCUCAGAGUGGUUGAUGAAAUGACCGUAAUUGACAAUACAUUAACUGUCAUCAUCGUCUCAGUGUUGGCUGGAGUCAUUGGUUUAGUUAUCAUUGUGAUGAUAAUAAAGGCCUUGGUGGUCCAAUUCCUACUGAAGGAUGAUGAAAAGAAUAAAGAGUGCCUGGUUAACGCCUCAGGGAACGACAACACCGAAAAUGGACUUACAGGAGCCAAAGCUGACAACAAAGGAACCCCAAAGGCAUGA
This is a messenger RNA of Nerophis lumbriciformis (worm pipefish), 642 nucleotides long. NCBI's taxonomy places the organism in Eukaryota, Metazoa, Chordata, Actinopteri, Syngnathiformes, Syngnathidae. The record is from RefSeq and is a predicted model, not a curated record.